Molecule: messenger RNA, 4404 nt
Organism: Arctia plantaginis
Lineage: Eukaryota; Metazoa; Arthropoda; Insecta; Lepidoptera; Erebidae
Source: the annotation of a GenBank genome assembly
AUGGCGCACUAUCUACAGCCCGCUAACCUCGAGGCGGCCCUCCCACUGCUCAACAGGCCAGAUCUUCGCCUACGUCAGCAACUUGGUGAGCAGCUCACAGCGCUUGUGCGCCGCGAGCCAGAGCUCACACAUGACAUCGCGGCACAGUUGCUGGAUUCACUCAUCGCCUGGCUUAAUGGGGGGAAUUUUAAGGUGGCACAAAAUGCUCUGGAGGUGCUGACGGCGGUUUCUGAACGCAUGGGUAGUGAGUUCUCACACUUCGUGCCGACAGUACUACCGCAUAUAAUAGACAGGUUGGCCGACACAAAAGAAGCGGUGAGGCACACGGCUCGCACAUGCGUGGUGUCCCUCGCAUCCAGUCGAGCGGUCGGCGCCCGGGCGCUGCUGGCGCGCCUCACGCCCGCACUCAACCACAAGGCGCCCCACGCCAGGGAGGAGACGCUGCGGUGUAUACAAGCGCUGCUAGACAACCACGGUGCGACGGAGCUGCAACUCAGAGCGGCGGUGCCCAACUUGGCGGCGCUGGUGGGAGACCCCAGCAGCGCGGUACGGGACGCGGCUAUGCAACUGUUGGUCGACGUCUAUAGACAUGUUGGUGAAAGAUUAAGGCAAGAUUUAAAGAAGAAGGAACUGUUACCAGCACAGAAGUUCGCCUUGUUGGAGCAGAAGUUCGACGAGGCCCGAGAUUCGGGAUUAUUGUUACCUACAGCGACACAACCAGUAGACGAACCAGACUUUGUAUCCCGGACUAUCAAGAGGACAAUGACGAUACCCACGUCAGCGCGGAGCAGAGAUGGAGACAGCUCCGGAGCAUCCACACCCGCAUGUGAUAUGCCAAAGAGGACUGUAGCUGGAUUAUAUAGUCUACCAUCAGCUAGUCGGAAACCGCCACCACCAGUGAAACUUACAAGUGCUGCAAGCGUGUCGAGCGGCAUCGCGCAGGCGUCGGGCGAGGCGGGCGCGGUGUCGUGCGAGGCGUUCGAGGCGGCCUUCGCCAGUUCAGCGCCGGCCGCCGUGUACGGCGCGCGCGGGCUCGACGACCUGUGCCGCCACGCCGCCGCGCUGCUCGGCGACCGCGCCGCCGACUGGGAGAAGCGCGUCGACGCCCUGAAAAAGAUUCGCUCUCUACUGACGGCGAACGCCCACCAACAUUACCCAACAGAGUUCUAUGCUCAUCUCAAGGAUUUGUCCGUGCCUUUUCUGGUAGUCAUUAAGGAUCUGAGGAGUCAGGUGGUUCGAGAAGCCUGUAUCACGAUAGCUCACAUGGCCAAGGUGCUCAAAAACAAAUUGGACCAGUUCAGUCUGUAUAUUCUACAAGAACUCAUCAAUCUCAUACAAAACGCAGCCAAGGUGGUGUCGUCAGCAGGCACAGUAUGUGUUCGCUACAUAGUUGGCUAUGUUCACUCUCCAAGAUUAAUACCAGUGAUAGUCACCAACAUGACCAGCCACAAGUCCAAAGAGAUACGCUCCACGCUCAGUGAGGUCCUAGUCCUCCUAAUAGAGAAGUGGGCGGCGCAAACUAUUGAGAAACAGCAGCAGUCCAUCAGAGACGCCAUCAGAAGAGCCUGCAUGGACGCUGACAGCACCGCCAGAAAUUAUGGAAGAAGAGCUUACUGUGCAUAUACACGCCAAUUCCCAGAAGACGCAGAGCAGUUAUUCGCCCGCCUCGACAUUGCCGCGCAGAAGCAGAUAGAAAGAGAGAAGAAUAUCGGCUCCGUAGACAGUUUACAUCAUAUUGGAACAGAAAGAAGAGCCAUCACAAGCCCUAGAAGUCCAUCGGCCAGCGUUUCAGACCGUACACCGUCGAGCGUGACGGCGCGUUCCGUGUCCGCGCUCGACGCCAACGCGGCGCAGCGGGCGCGUGCGCGGGCGCUCUACUCGCAGAUGAACCGCGCCAAGAUACCGCCCACCGCCAGCCUACCUCGGGCGAAACGAUCGCCUUCAAACGCAGGGAGCGGUGUACCGCCCAGUCCUGAACGUGUUGUGGGACGCUCCCGAACUAGUAGGCCUGGCGUUUCACAGUCACAACCCACGUCCCGUUCUUCAUCGCCAUCAUCCCGCAGCUCCGGCCCUAUGUCUUUGGCGAGCGCUCGGAGACGACCUUCUGGAAUUCCUCGCUCUCUAGCCGGCUCUAGAGAAACUAGUCCUACCAGAACUGGUCGAUCAAGCAGUGUGGUCGGUUCUGCAGUUCGCCGGAGGGAGUCGAUAGAAAGGACCGCCCCCUCCCGCACUCCCUCUGCAACGUUACGGUUGCUGCAGCAGACUAGAGACGCUGAGGGAGUACUCAGGAGUCCAGAAGACAGUUCAACCUGCGACGAUAGACGUAGAGACGACGAUUCAGAAGCUUCCAGCGUAUGUUCAGAACGAAGCCUGGACUCUUACAGAAGACAUGAUAGUGUAUCUUGGUCCGGUUCAGCAUCACGUCUGGGUUGGGAGUGCGGGUCGCCUCCCCCACCGCCUCCGCCGGACGAUAUCAUUGCGCUGUGUGCGUGUACGCACUGGACUGAACGGAAAGAUGGCCUCACGCACUUGGCCAACUACCUAAACAGUGGUCGUCUGCUAACCGACGAUCAACUCCGCCGCCUGACCGAGCUGCUCAACAAGAUGUUCGUGGAUGCCCACACCAAGGUGUUCUCCCUAUUGCUGGAUGCUGUCUGCGAACUGCUGCUCGUGCACUGGCAGCAGCUCAAGGACUGGCUCUAUCAGCUGAUGUUCAGAUUGCUGAUGAAACUAGGAACUGACAUAUUGGGUUCGGUGCAGAGCAAAAUAAUGAAGACACUGGAUGUUAUACAUGAAUGCUUCCCUGCCGAGUUACAGCUGCAUAAUAUAUUCAGGUUCCUAGCAGACGGUGCGACGGCGCCUACACUAAAAACGAAAGCGGCUGCCCUGAGGUUCUUAGCAGACCUAGCUCAUGAUUACUGUACUCCUAAUAGUUUAGCUGUUGCACUCCAAGGAGGAGCGGCGGGAGUGGCGGGUCGCGCGCUGGUGAAGGUGUCGGCGCAGGCGGCCGACCCGCGCGCGCACGACCUGCGCCUCGCCGCACGCCGCGCGCUCGCCGCGCUCUACGACUGCAACCCUGUGCCCUUCACGACGCUUAUGAGCGAGCUCCCGCCAGAAACACAAGCUCUAGUCAACGGAGUUGUUCAACAGCACGUCAGAAGAACAUCUAGCACAGGCAGCGACAGCCCGCUCCGCACGGUGAGCGGCGCGUCCAACUCCGCGGCGGAGGACGUGUACUCGCGCAUCAGGAAAACCACCUCCGAGAUACACACCUACACCGCGCAGCAUUCUAACGCGGACUGCGGUAACCACAUGUCAAGCAAAGACUCGGGGAUAAGCCAGAUGUCUGACGUCACAUUAUCCAACAAAGCACAGAACGGAGUACCCAAUGGACAUUAUAAUGCAGAUGUGCUGGGCCGCGCGGCGUCAGCCGACAGCUCCGAGGAGGCCAGCAGCACCAAAGAGUCAUCACCCGUCCCUGCUCAUCACAGGAUGGACUUCGGGCAACAACAUGGGGAGUACAAUUCUAACAACUUGGGCCGAGAUAAGUUAAGACCGUACGAGACAGACGAAGAUGGGUUCAUCAUCACUAAAUCUGGUCUCCGCGAGCUGGACGUGCUGGAGGCGCUGUGCAAGCUGGACGUGUCGCAGGCCCCGCCCGAGCAGUGGGAGCGGCUGCUGCUCGCCACGCACGAGAUACUCAAGUACGGGGACUGCAGGAAACCUGCUGAAUACUUCAAAAAUAUUGUACGUGUCGCGCUAGCAGCGCUGUCAAUGGAAGAGAAUAGCGGUGACAAGGAGAAUACAGAGAAUGCUACCAAUGCACAACAGACUUCAGGUUGGGGUACAGCCAAUGAACGAGCUGCAGCGGAAGCUGUGAAAGUCUUAAUCUGGUUGUGCCGGAGGCCGGAGACGAGGCCUCAGUGGCAGGACUACUUCGACCUGAUCCUGCUGAAACUCAUCCACGCGUACGAGAGUCUAAACAAGGAACUCAUCCGAGCUGUAGAGGCUGGGAUGCCACAUAUUGCUCAUGCUCUACCUGCACACCAGGUGCUGGCGCUGUUGAAGCCAGUGAUCCGGACUCGCGGCUACCCCACGUCGCUGUGCGCGUUGAAGCUGGCUGCGGAGGUGGCCAAGGCCAGGCCUCACGAGCUCAGCGAUGACAUCGUCGGCCAUCUCAUGGAGGGGGUCGGACAGUUGGCUGAUCACCAAAAUAGUGCGGUUCGCAAAGCGGCCGUGUUUUGUAUGGUGGCGUUUACUUUCGCGCUCGGAGAGGAACGGAUGCAGCCUCAUCUCAAGCAUUUAUCUGUUAGCAAGUACAGGCUUCUGCAGGUGUACAUAAGCAAGCAGCGCGAGGAGGGCGGCGGGGCCCGCGGUGGCGGGGCGGCGGGGGGCGGCACGUAG